Messenger RNA from Blumeria graminis f. sp. triticale, 1149 nucleotides. NCBI's taxonomy places the organism in Eukaryota, Fungi, Ascomycota, Leotiomycetes, Helotiales, Erysiphaceae. The record is from the annotation of a GenBank genome assembly.
AUGAAACCUGAGCUAGAUCCUAAGGAUUCUAGUGAUGAGUUUCCAUGGCACCUUGGCGUUUUUGAUGCUCAUUGUCAUCCCACAGACGAUAUGCAUAGUACUUCUUUGAUCACUGAGAUGAAAACACGUGGGUUGACAGUCAUGGCAACUAGAGGACACGACCAGGAGCUUGUUUCCCAGCUGGCUUCUAUGUUUUCUAUUUCGAGUGCCGCAGACUUGGGAGAAUCAAGAACUGACUGCCGCAUUGUCCCAUGUUUCGGAUGGCAUCCAUGGUUCUCGCACAUGAUUUAUGAUGAUACAGAAGGCACUAUUGAUCCAGAAGCCGAAAAUUUCAAACUUAGCCACUACCAAUCGAUCCUGGUACCAAAACCAGAGGAUUACAAGUUUAUUGAUUCAUUACCGACCCCUCGUUCAUUGAGAUACUUCAUACAAGAAAUAAGAAGCUACCUUGAAACUUAUCCUGUCGCGCUCAUCGGUGAGAUUGGAUUGGAUAAGAGCUUCAGACUACCAACCCAGGCAUCCUGUGAAUCUCAAUGUGAAGGGAUAACCCCGGGAGGAAGAGAAGGUCGUCGUCUUACUCGCUAUCAUGUGCAAAUUCAUCACCAACGAGCUAUUCUGAAGGCUCAGCUACACCUGGCCGGGGAAAUGAAACGGCCUGUUUCAAUUCACAGUGUUCAAGCACAUGGUCUUGUUUAUGAUAUACUUCACGAAACCUGGAAAAAUUUUGAAAAAAAGUCCAACAAGAGAGUGAAAGCAAAAUUGAGGAAGGAUACAUGUAGAGACAUCUCUGAGACCUAUAAUACUUCAGAAGAAGACUCAAUACUCUGUCCUUAUCCUCCAAGGAUCUGCCUUCAUUCUUACUCAGGCUCAUCAGAACUAUUGAAACAGUACCUGCAUCCCUCUGUCCCAGUAAAAAUUUACUUUUCCUUUUCUUAUCUUAUCAAUUCGCUGAGUCCAAAAGUUGUAGAAGUAAUCAAGGCUAUUCCAGAAAGCCGUAUUCUAGUUGAAAGUGAUUUUCAUCGAGCUGGUGAUGAAAUGGAUGAACUAUUGGAAAAAAUAAGUCGUUUAAUAUGCGAGGUUAAAGGCUGGCCGUUGCUUGAAGGAAUAGCAAAGUUGGGUGAAAACUGGCAAAAUUUUAUUUUCUCAUAA